AUGCAACAUCAGAGGAGCCUCCGAGGGCUCAUUGGCUCCUCAAUAUCGCGCCCCUACUUCCUGCGACUGUACACCCAUCCUGUCACUUGUCGAUAUCAAAGUUCAAACUCAGAUGACGCUCCAUUAUGGCCUGCGGAGGAUUGGGACGAUUUGGAGGAGAAGGAGCAAUCGAAACGGACGAUAGAUCGGAAAGUACACCAGUCGAAACGUGCUGGAUCAAUCCCCAUAGGGGUAGACAGUUUAGGUGAACCAGGGAAAAUAAUCGUCCUACCUCCUAAGCGACGGCGGAAGCGCAAACAAGCCAAAGACGAACCCCAAAGCAGCCUACUAAGCUCCAUGUUGGACGAUCUGGAUUCCGAAGUUUUAGGCGGCUGUUCAGAGUCAGUACAAAAAGCAUUCGACAGCUUCCGAGGGGAGUUAAACCCAAGCCAAAAGUUGGCUUCCGACGCUUGGGAGGAAGUACGGUCACGCCUGGCCUCGUCAUUUACGUGGGAACAGCUAUCAAACUAUGUUGAUCAGAACAUCUAUUCUUCGUUGGGCACAGAGGCAGCUGAACAGUGGAGGCCUGGAAAAUCGGCUUUCUUACUCGCAAAUCCUAUGAACCAGGAUGCGGUUGAUCGGGUUACCUCAUCGCUGGAUCUUAAGGGCAAACACAUAUUGGCAGAAAGAAUUCUGCGGAAUUGCUGGCAGCUGGCAAAGGGUGAUGAAAUUGGACAGCUGGAUCUCCAUAUGCCUCACUUCGCGCUUGAACUUCUCUUGAAUUCUCUGAAUUUCUCUUUCGAUUCUGUGGCGAAAAUGUCUCAGUCUAGCAUCGACAUUACUCUCUCCCUAGGACUGGUGCGAAUCACCGGAACAGAAAGUGCCUGCCAGCAUAUCCGUGAGAUAAUUGCAGAUGCCAGCGCGAGAAUUCGAGAGGACACGAUCAACAUCGACCCGGAGGCCUCUGUCUCGGCGCUCACACCCCAGUUUCUCGACUGGAUCAAGCAGACUUACGAAGUCAGCUUUGAGGGAAAGGCCAACGUCUUGCAAAAAGUCUACUAUCUUGCCGAGAAUAAGCAGGGUGCGGAUAAUGCUCGUAGAGCACUCAACUUGGCGAUUUACAAUAGCAACCAGCCGCGACGAUCCUUUGCCACUUACCUACCCUCCACGCAACAAGCAGAUCUUUACACCUACAAUUCACCUAACAAUCUUUCCUGGCUUGAUCGAGAGAAAUCAUGGUUUCGAUGGGCCACGCCCCCUGUUCAGGCUUCGACAAUUGGAUCUCCCCAAGAGCUCUUUUACGAUAAUCACCCGACACAAAUCUCGGACCAACUUUUGAAAGUCCUUCGUAGAAACUCGACUCUACCAAUAGAGUCUGAAUCUGGUGUCAAACUUCAUGAAUCAGUGACUGCUGCCGUCGGUCAAUGUCUCUUUGCACAGAAAUCUCCCUUCACCAAUACGAGCUUCAGUGCCCCUGAACUUGGCGGUCUUUCCUUAGACAGAAAAUUCGUCAACGAUAUCCCGCGAAUCAACCCUUUCCUGGAAUCCCUUAAACACGUCCAUAUAGGGACAGAUUAUCAACUACGUCGCGUUCGCCUGAUUCCGCCACCAUCUGCAAGUGAGACACUUCCAGAGCUGGAAAUCGAGUUCUUUGCGAUGAGCACUGAGCAUUCUGAGAACUUAGAUGAGAUACAUGAUAUCAUUGAUAUCAAACAAGUGAAGGCAAUCUAUGAGACCAGUGGCAUCGAAUAUCUCCUCCCUGAAAACGGCUUAGACGUCCAUUUCACUCGGACGGUUUACCGCAAAAUCUCACACGUCGCCUUGUCUAAAUUGCCGGAGUACGAAUCCCUCGCGGAGAGUAUCAAGGCCCCUCUCCGUGAAGCCUCACUUGCUACCAACGACUCAUCGACCUCCAUUCCUCUACCAGCUUUCUGCCAUGUUUCACUACCCCGGGAGCUAGCCUCCGCCACAACUUCAACGACACCCUCGGAUUCGAACAUCACAGUCGCGUAUACAUUCCCGAUACUAGACGAUGCUCGUGAUACAGCAGUCCACCAAUACGAGUUUGAUGCACGCGUACUGAACUUCUGUCUUCUCGAGAGGGGUCCCUUCAACCCCUCUCGCAUUGAGUUAUCUAUGGAUAUCAAUCUUUCAAAUCAAGGUGCGGACGGAGAUUCGGAGGACGUGGCCAAUGACGCUUUCCAUUCUUUCUACAAAGAUUCUUGCGAUAUGGCGUUCGAAGUACACCAAGCGCAGACCACACCAGCCGAGUAA
Molecule: messenger RNA, 2253 nt
Organism: Penicillium taxi
Lineage: Eukaryota; Fungi; Ascomycota; Eurotiomycetes; Eurotiales; Aspergillaceae
Product: putative respiratory complex assembly protein Rmp1
Exons: 1
Coding region: 1-2253 (750 amino acids)
Source: RefSeq, a predicted model, not a curated record